CGGCCGCCGCUACUCUGUUUUCUGGCUCUUCUGUCUUCAUACCCGGAGAGUUAUACGAAUUUCGAUUGGAGGGGAAAUAUGCCACGGACGACGACGGUGGAGAGCCCUGGCUGCCCUCCGCUCAGAGCGCUAACCUUCGACGUUCUCGGCCUUGUUAAAGUUAUUGAGGCGAGUGAUGGGCAGAACGGAGGUGCUGCGAAGAUGGUCGAGAGGUGGGGCGACCCGGAUUCCUCGAAAUGCGUGCUUGCCGCUUCCAUGCUCGACCGAGAGUCAGACCCGCUGCUUGGUAUCGCACGGAAAUGUGGUUCAAUUGAGGUGAUUAGUGCUAUCAAUGGGGAUCUUCGUGCUCAUAUUCCGAGUUUAUGUCAAGCUGAAGAAGCGAGUUGUGAGGAUGAUGCCAUCACCAGAUUGCAUUUGUUCAAGAAACACCAAUCAGAGUCAUCAUCCAGGUCAUGUACAUUACUGACCUGCUCAACUAAAGGGCAUGCAAGCAUGGAAUCAAUUGAGUUAGGCAGAUCGCCGGAAGAUGCAAUCCAUGAUCGUUCUCCAAAAAAGUGGAAUGUGUGUGCGUCGGGUAAUAUUUUGUGUUCAAAGGUGGAUGAAAAUGAGAAUUAUGCUUUGUAUGGAGGGAAAAGUGUUGAAGUUAAUGUAUGGGAUCUUCAUGAAUGUGUUAAGAUCUGGACUGCAAAAUCUCCCCCUCAAAACAGUCUUGGCAUAUUUACCCCAACCUGCUUUACAUCUGCAACUUUUUUGAGCAAGGAUGAUCACCGCAAACUUGUUGCUGGAACUGAUUCUCAUCAGGUCCGUCUGUAUGAUAUUUCUGCUCAGAGAAGGCCUGUCAUGUCUGUUGAUUUUAGAGAGACCGCAAUUAAGGCUGUCGCUGAAGAUGUUGAUGGACGGACAGUAUAUAUAGGAAAUGGUUCAGGUGACCUUGCUUCCAUUGACAUUCGGACAGGUAUACUUUUGGGAUGCUUUAUUGGAAAAUGUUCUGGAAGCAUAAGAUCCAUAGCGAGGCACCCAGUGCUUCCUGUAAUUGCCUCAUGUGGGCUUGAUAGUUACUUGCGCAUUUGGGACAUAAAGUCACGACAGUUGCUAUCAGCGGUUUUCUUAAAGCAACAUCUAACCAGUGUUGUCUUCGAUUCCCAUUUCCGUAAUAAAGAAGUUGCUGGUUCUGUUCCUGAUCCGCAAAGUGUAAAUGAGGUAGAAUCACCUGAACAGGUAGCAAUAUGUACCAAAAGGAAAAAGUCGUCUAAAGAACAUAGUGGAAGUAAGAAGGUGAAAUCUAAGAAAAGUAGAAAGAGAUCAGAAGGCAACGAUUAUUAACACAUCUUUUAUCUGGUUGAUUAAAUAUCUUACUGACACAAUUGUAAGUGGUUUAGCUGUAAGAUUGCUACAUUGCAUCUGCGGGCAACUUCACCAUCUUUCUUAUACAUGAACUCAGAGCAUAUCUACAUGAUGCUGUGAGAUCAGGUGCUGGUUAUUGGGCAAUAUCAAACAAACGGCUGCACAUAGGAGCUUGUUUGUAACUUACGCUUUUUCAUACGGGAAAAUACAUGGUUUGGAUUUUCUACAUUGUAAUACAGAGAUUGGGAGAGCUCAAACUUUCAAUGUUGUACGAUAUACCUCAGUAUUUAUCAGUACAUGACUUCAUUGUUAGAAAAGAUUGCAUCACUUUUCUGGACAUAGCAGAAACUCAUUCAUCAAGCAA
Molecule: messenger RNA, 1708 nt
Organism: Sesamum indicum (sesame)
Lineage: Eukaryota; Viridiplantae; Streptophyta; Magnoliopsida; Lamiales; Pedaliaceae
Source: RefSeq, a predicted model, not a curated record